Messenger RNA from Parasteatoda tepidariorum (common house spider), 1176 nucleotides. The record is from RefSeq and is a predicted model, not a curated record. Lineage: Eukaryota; Metazoa; Arthropoda; Arachnida; Araneae; Theridiidae.
AGGGGCUAGCCUCUAUCAUAAAUGCUGGUCUUUGAAAAAUCCCGAAGAGAAUGUGAUUUUCAUUCAACUUAAUAAUGUUAGUUUUCAUAACAGGCCUGCUUCAGGUGGUGUUUUAACAAUAAAAUUUUUGUCAGAAAACAAAGAUUUUAAUGUGUCUUCUCAAUCUCAACUACGCAAUUUUACAACCACGUCUUCUGUUGUUGAAAUCCAUUUUAAAGUGAAUUCAGGUCGAUUUGCCGAUGGGAUGAAAACAGGUUUCUCAUUAGAUUUCAAUCAUAACUGCAACAGGAUACUGACUGAGCUUAACGGCAGUAUAAACACUCCAAAUUAUCCAUGGUACAGAGGUGUAACGACAGCAGAAUGCAUUUAUGAAAUAAGAUUGAGACCAGGAUAUCUGGUCAAUAUUACUUUUCACGAUGUAGAAAUAGGUUACGGUGAUAAUGAUGACUGUAAUAUAGAUUAUAUACAGAUUCGUGAUGGUGACACCGAAAAAAGCCCUCUAAUUGCCGAUAUUUGCGGAAGUAUGGAGUCAUAUUCUGUCAAGUCAACUAGCAAUCACUUAUGGAUGAAACUCAAAGCUGGUUAUUUUCUAAAUGACGGAUUUUAUGCAAAUUACAGCGCAGUAGCAAUUGCCCAUGAUGAUUGUUAUCCUAGAGACAGCUUCCGUUGUGCAAAUAACACUUGUAUUCCAAAGAGUGAGGUUUGCGAUGGAAUAAAAAACUGCGAAAAUGGUGCUGACGAGCUUGGUUGUGUUUAUAAUGAUUGUAAAAGUAAUGACAGCUUCCGUUGCUCUGAAAAUACUUGCAUAGCCAGGAGUGAAGUUUGCGAUGGAAUGAUAAACUGUCCAAAUGGUGCUGACGAAAUUGGCUGUCGUACCAAGCAUUCGACGAUCAAGGAUGUCAUGGAUAUUGCAGUUGAGGAACAUCGUCGUCGUUUGGAAGUGAUAGAGCUCCAAAAAAGAUAUGAAAUGGAUAGAAUUGAAUUCCAAAAAAUUUUUGAAAUUGAAAAACUCAAACAAAUGAAACAAUACCAUAACUUUAAAAUUCGAGGAGCUAAAAAUAAACUCAGUAAAGAUAGUUCUGAGGAAUAGACCAGCAAAAGCUGUUCUCAUUUAUAAUUUAGGCUCCGGUAUAUAUUAUGUAACCUUCGAUCUUGUAAAUAAAAUAAAAUAUCGUA